AUGCUCCUGACGACUCCUCGGCGUGGCUCAGGGGCCAGGAGCCCGCGUGCAUCGCUCCCCGCAUCUGACAGCGAAUAUGGUAAAGCUGUAACUGAUGGGGCUGGAAGCUGGGGGCACCGUCCCCGGAACCAUUUCCUCCCGGCGCCUCGGAGGCCCAAAAGGAUCCUGGAGGUAACUGCAAGCGGCCCGCAAGCAACCCGCGGCCGGCCCUGCCCAAGCGCCAGGCCCCUCGGGUCCGGCCAGGGAUGCCGGCCUCGGCGCGGGAGGCGCGGGUCCGCCGUCGCGCGCGGCUUUUCCUCGGAAGCCUCCGCCGCCCCGCGCUCCUCGCGCCCCGCGAAGGUACCUCAGGUCCCGGGCCCUAGGCUCGGCGCACUCCGGCCCAUCAGCCGGUCAACGCCCCUCAGGCCACAGCCCGCCACUUCCGGGUCCCGCCCGCCGGAAGUGGCGAACCGGAAGCUCCCUCUCCUCUCUCUGGGGGCGGAAAGAAGAUGGCGGCGCCCAGCAGCCGGUGAGGAGAGAGGACGCAGGGACCCGGGGGGGCCGCCGGACUCAUGCGUGAUGGCCGCAUCCCCGCACACUCUCUCUUCGCGCAUCAUGACAGGCUGGGUAGGAGGAUGUGUCUGGUAUCUAGAAAGGAGAGCCUUGCAGGAGUCACGUCGUAGGUUCCUGCAUCUUCUCAGGAACGUCAAUCAACAGUGGGUUACAUUUCAGCAUUUUCACUUCCUCAGGCACACGUAUGUCACACAACUGAACAGAAGCUUCAACCAGCAAAUAAAACCAAAGCCGGAACCAGUGGCAUCUCCUUUCCUUGAAAAAUCAUCUUUCGAUGAGUCCAAAGCCAAAAUAUAUGAGAUGAGACCUCUUUCACCCCCAAGCCUGUCUCUGUCCAAAAAGCCAAAUGAGAAAGAAUCGAUAGAACUAGAACCCACCCCGGUAAUUGAAGGCUCUAUAGCUGUGGGAACAGAGACAAAAGAAGAAAAGCAGUGGAAAGAGAUGAAGCUGCGUGUGGAUGAUCUGCCAGGAGUUUUGGCCCGGCUGUCCAAAAUCAGACUCACAGCCCUCGUGGUCAGCACCACCUCAGCCGGAUUUGCCUUGGCCCCAGCACCUUUUGACUGGUCCUGCUUCCUGCUGACUUCUAUCGGAACUGGCCUGGCUUCCUGCGCUGCCAACUCCAUCAAUCAGUUCUUUGAGGUUCCAUUUGAUUCAAACAUGAAUAGGACAAAGAACAGACCUCUGGUUCGUGGACAGAUCAGCCCGUUGCUAGCUGUGUCCUUUGCCGCUUGCUGUGCAGUUCCGGGAGUUGCCCUUCUGACCUGGGGCGUAAACCCACUCACCGGAGCUCUGGGGCUCUUCAACAUCUUCCUGUACACCUGCUGCUACACCCCGCUCAAGAGGGUCAGCAUCGCCAACACGUGGGUGGGGGCCGUCGUGGGAGCCAUCCCUCCCCUCAUGGGCUGGACCGCGGCCACGGGCAGCCUGGAUGCCGGAGCGUUUCUUUUGGGAGGAAUCCUCUACUCCUGGCAGUUUGCUCACUUCAACGCGCUGAGCUGGGGCCUCCGCGAGGACUACGCCCGGGGCGGCUACUGCAUGAUGUCGGUCACCCGCCCGGACCUGUGCCGGCGCGUCGCCCUGCGCCACUGCCUGGCCUUGAUCGCGAUGUCCGCCGCGGCCCCCGCCCUGGACGUCACCACGUGGACCUUCCCCGUCAUCGCGCUGCCCGUCAACCUGUACCUGUCCUACCUCAGCGUUCGCUUCUACAGGGACGCGGGCCGGAAGAGCUCCCGGAGGCUGUUCCUCUGCAGCCUCUGGCACCUGCCGCUGCUGCUGCUGAUGAUGCUCAGCUGCAAGCGGCCGGCGGCGCGGCGCGGCGCGGGCGGCCCGCAGAGCUGACGCCGGGGGGCGCGCAGAGCUGACGCCGGGCGGCCCGCAGAGCUGACGCCGGGGGGCGCGCAGAGCUGACGCCGAGCGGCGCGCGAGAGCGUCCGGGGGGGCGCGCACGUUUUCUCUUUCCCCUUGGCUGUUAGCCAAGGGUGUUUUGGUAAUUCCAAAGCCCCAGGAGAGAAGUCGCUGCGUUGAGAACAAGCUUGUAAACGAAGUUGGUGCUCGGCGGUCACUCGACCACGCUUCCCACGGUGAUACCCACAGUGCUCCCCCAGUGAGAACUGGGUUGGCUCCGCAGGUUUACGUAAGGAGAGCGUUUCUCUUUGAGGGUCUUUACAGAGCUCUUCCUCGAACCCCACCCACUUCGUCCUCUCCCUCAGGUAGAAGUGCAAGCGCACCUUCCUUUCUCAGCCCCUCCGCGCACGCUCCCCAGCUGCCGACCGGGCUGGCCGCACGAGGGGCACACACUCGCACUCUGGUAUCCGCGGUUCCGUGGCCUCUGGUCCCUCGCCGGCUGUCGGAAGAAAUGCAGGCUGCCAGUCGCAGCCCCCGCUUCCUGGGAACGAGCCAGGGCCGCGGGUCCAGCGUCCUCUGUCCCGCCCGCAUCCUCAGCCUCAUCUUGCCUCCGACGAUAACGGAGCCCCACGGACUCGCUGCUGCCCAGCCUCUGCGGGAGGAGCUCCAGACGGUCGUCUGGGGAAUCUCAGACUGGACCACCCGGCCACGUGUCAGCGUUUCAGAAACUCCAAGGAAUCAAAGGCAUCUUUAAAGUUCACUUUAAAAUAUCGGCGGUGUCGGAGCGUUUCUCUGCGGAAGGGUCAUGCUAGGCUUCAGACUAGAAAUCCCUCGGGCUCCGAUCCACCUCGUCCUCUUUAGCCUCUGCUGCGGCCGUCCGCUCGGCUCCAGGCCGAGUGAGCAGGGAAAUCAGAGAGGGGCCAGCCGGCCCACAUAGCUCACAUUCUUGUCCCUUUAGUGAGGAACCCAUUUCCAUCCUGCCGUCUUCUAAAUUCAGAAAUUAGCCUCCGCACGGCCGGUGGCUUGGAGAGCCGGAGGCAGGAGCUGCACUCCGGAUGGGGAUGCUUCACGGUCCCGGGGGGGCGCGUGGGUCCCCGCAGACAGGGCUGGCCUCCGUCACCAGCAGUCUCUCAGCCCUCACAUCCACCUGCUUGUCCACUGCCUGUCCUUUUUGCCCGAAGGUCUUGAAGCUUAACAGGAUACUUUAGUUACUCGGUGCCCCGGAAGGAAUCCACUUGGGAAUUUAUGCAGCACUUAAACAGUGCCUGCAAUACGCCUGUUCUCUCAAACGUUCCAGAGCGAUUGCAGGUAGCAUCUGAUUUCUGUCUCCGCUUACCUGAAACAUCACCUCUUGGCUGCGUCCAGGUCGCACUGUGGGAGCUGACACGAGUGUGUCUGGGGGGGACACCCACAGCCCUCAGAUUUGUAAAGCGAGUCGGUUCUCUUCCUGCCGCAAUAAACCGGCACCUCAAAC
This is a messenger RNA of Physeter macrocephalus (sperm whale), 3370 nucleotides long. It is a transcript of the gene COX10, whose product is annotated as cytochrome c oxidase assembly factor heme A:farnesyltransferase COX10. Gene Ontology annotation, biological process: heme A biosynthetic process. Gene Ontology annotation, molecular function: protoheme IX farnesyltransferase activity. Gene Ontology annotation, cellular component: membrane; mitochondrion. NCBI's taxonomy places the organism in Eukaryota, Metazoa, Chordata, Mammalia, Artiodactyla, Physeteridae. The record is from RefSeq and is a predicted model, not a curated record.